GACUCCCUGGGGGCCAGCCAAUCCGGCCUGAGGGUCGUAUAUUUUCUCCCGUGCUCUUGGGACCAAGCCCUCACUCUCAAGCUAAAGGUGCCGGUGGGUCCCGAAGCCCGGGCGUUCCAGCUACGUUGGUCCACUUCAGUCUGGAAUUGCUACUUGGAUGUUGGGUGUUAAAGCCCAGAAGCCCCCUCCGGGCCAAUGGACAACGCCGCCCUUCGACCCGCGCUUCCCUAACCAGAACCAGACGCGUAACUGCUACCAGAAUUUUCUGGACUACCACCGGUGUGUGAAGACCAUGAGUCGCCGCGGAAAGAACACACAGCCCUGCGAGUACUAUUUCCGUGUAUUCCAUUCACUGUGUCCCAUCAGCUGGGUGCAGCGCUGGAAUGAGCAGAUCAAGCAGGGAACUUUCCCAGGCAAAAUCUGACCUUGCUUGCACUUGAGUACUGCUCACCUGGCGGCACCAACCCCCCCCAGUGACCACUGUCCCCUGAUCAAGCCCCAGCUUAGGUGGCCCCCCUCCUCCACUGUUUUUAUGCCACAAAUAAAGUUAUGGUGCUGCUAA
This is a messenger RNA of Arvicanthis niloticus (Nile rat), 562 nucleotides long. Lineage: Eukaryota; Metazoa; Chordata; Mammalia; Rodentia; Muridae. The record is from RefSeq and is a predicted model, not a curated record.